AUGGUGGGCGGCCGAGUAGGGAUGGAGGAUUUGGUGAGAUGCGGACUCUCCGUCCAGGAAUCCACAAAUUUCGAGAGGGAGCUGAAGGAGAUACUCGCCAAUCCCGGCGGUGCAGAGCAGGUAUGGCGCCACAUCGUGGCUCGCAAGCUCCUGAAGCCACAACACCCCCAUGCACUCCAUCAGCUCGUCUACUACUCCGUCUACCGUGACCGAGAUGACGCCAUCCAUGGCCCUCCUCUCUACUGGUUCCCCUCUCUGCAUCAGGCUAUACAUACAAAUUUGGGGCGUAUCAUGGAAUCUCAUGGUCCAAGGCUAUUAGGGGCUUCCUACAAGGACCCAAUCACGAGUUUCAAACAAUUUCAGCAGUUCUCUGUGCAGCAUCCUGAGAUGUAUUGGCCGCUUGUAUUAAAGGAGCUCUCCGUUCAAUUUUCCUUGCCGCCAAAGUGUAUUUUAGACACCUCUGAUAAAUCCAAACCUCACGGAACCUGGCUGCCUGGUGCAAUUUUGAAUAUUGCUGACUGUUGUAUUCAGCCAAACAGUUAUUUGAAGAAGCACGAUGAUAGCUUAGCCAUUGUGUGGAGAGACGAAGGCUGCGAUGAUCUUAAUGUCAAAAGCAUGACAUUGAAGGAACUCCGGGAACAAGUAAUGGUGGUAGCAACUGCACUGAGCUUGAAAUUCAACAAAGGAGAUGCAAUCGCCAUUGACAUGCAGAUGACUGUUACUGCAGUUAUAAUAUACUUGGCAAUCGUAGUUGCAGGACUUGUUGUUGUAUCAAUUGCUGACAGCUUUGCACCAAAGGAAAUUGCUACUCGUCUGCGUAUAUCAAAAGCGAAGGCAAUUUUUACGCAGGAUUUUCUUGUGCGGGGAGGGAGGAGAUUUCCUUUGUACAGUAAAGUAGUCGAAAGUGAUCCAGAGAUUGUUAUAGUUAUCCCCGCAACUGGAAAAGAUGUAGCUAUUAGCUUAAGGAACCAAGAUAUAUCAUGGGGAAGUUUUCUGUCCUCUGCACCUCAGCUAACAAGCUCAAAUUUCUUUUCACCAGUUUACCAACCCAUAGAGUCUGUUACCAAUAUCCUAUUUUCAUCGGGUACCACAGGAGAGCCAAAAGCUAUACCAUGGACUCAACUUUCUCCAAUUCGUUGUACUGCUGAUUCAUGGACGCAUCUCAAUGUUCAAUCUGAAGAUGUUGUCUGCUGGCCAACAAACUUAGGAUGGGUUAUGGGCCCAAUUACACUCUACACAUGUUUCCUAACUGGCGCAACACUAGCACUCUACCACGGGUCUCCUCUCGACCAUGGGUUUGGAAAAUUUGUCCAGGAUGCAGGUGUAACAAUGUUAGGGACUGUACCUAGCUUGGUGAGGACCUGGAAGACAACAAAUUGCAUGGAAGGCUUAGAUUGGACAAAGAUAAAGACAUUUUCUACAACUGGAGAAACAUCCAAUGUCGAUGAUGACCUAUGGCUAUCAUCAAGGGCAUAUUACAAGCCAAUUAUCGAGUGCUGUGGAGGAACAGAACUUUCAUCCUCUUACAUUCAAGGAAAUCUUCUGCAACCCCAGUCCUUUGGAGCAUUUAGCUCUGCCUCAAUGGGAACCGGAUUAGUCAUUCUUGACGAAAAUGGGAACCCUUAUCCGGAUGAUCAACCUUGUGUGGGCGAAGUAGGCUUAUUUCCCAGGUACAUGGGUGCAACCGACAGGUUGCUGAAUGCUGACCACGAGGAGGUUUACUUCAAGGGUAUGCCACUGUACAAGGGAAUGCAACUUAGGAGACACGGAGACAUGUUGAAGAGAACAAUUGGGGGGUAUUUGAUGGUGCAGGGCAGAGUCGAUGACACUAUGAACCUCGGAGGCAUUAAGACGAGUUCAGUGGAGAUCGAGGCCGUGUGCAACCUUGCGGAUGAAAGCAUCAUGGAAACAGCUGCAGUAAGCGUGGCGCCCCCAGAAGGAGGGCCGGAACAGCUGGCCAUCUUUGUGGUGUUGAAGAAGGGGCUCAAUGCGGAAACAGAUGUCCUGAAGACGAAGUUUUCGAGAGCCAUUCAGACAAACCUGAAUCCUCUGUUCAAGGUGAGGUUUGUAAGGACAGUUUCAGAGCUCCCUCGGACAAUGUCGAAUAAGUUGCUCCGGAGGGUGCUUAGGGAUCAGUUCAGGAAGGAACUUCAGAAAUUGCAUAGCAAGAUCUGAUCUGAUCUGAUAUGGCUGAUUUAUUUGCCAUAUUUGGAUUGCAAUAACAAUCGAUCAGAAUUUGCUACUGCUGUGAAUUAGGAUCAUUCCUAUGUAUCUUAACUUAUACCCAAGCCUACUUCCAAUAUCUAUCAACCUAUAUUUAGACUUUUUUUUA
This is a messenger RNA of Andrographis paniculata, 2332 nucleotides long. Its product is annotated as probable CoA ligase CCL12. The transcript is spliced from 13 exons. The coding region runs from base 1 to 2175 and encodes 724 amino acids. The record is from RefSeq and is a predicted model, not a curated record. NCBI's taxonomy places the organism in Eukaryota, Viridiplantae, Streptophyta, Magnoliopsida, Lamiales, Acanthaceae.